AUGGCGGCAACGAAAAAGAGGUUGAACUCAAAGAAGAACAAAAUGCCCCGAUGCGUCGUUUGUGACCGGAGGCCCAGGGAUAACAAGAGACGGACGGUGGUCACGACUCAAGCGAAAAGCGAUGCGCAGUCGGUUUUCACGAAGCUCAUCCACCUCGACUCGUUCAAAGAGUCAAGGCGACCAAGAGUUGUUGCAAUGAUCGCAAUGAGACGGAUAAUCAACCACGCCGAUAUCACCCAGCUGAUCGAUCUCGAGACUUCUGCCCUAGGACAGUGGUGUCUGCAGAGCCUACACAGCUCCGUCAGAGAGCUUCGGAUUGCCUCAGGACGUGCUCUUCCCCUUUUCCUGGCGGACGCGAGUUCAGAUACACUCGACCCCGCUGUGGUUAAGCGCAACCGAAAGAACGCGCUCAGCCUGCUCAAAGCCGCCUCGGAGAAAGACGCGGUCAUAUUCCAUGAAAGCGGAAUUCUUGCCUGGAGCCAACUUGGACGUGUUGUGACCGGAGACGAGCUCAAUCUCGUGCUUCACAAGUUGCUUGAGUAUCUGGGCAGCAACAACAGUUUGAUCGCUGCGUGUGCUUUCAAUGAGAUUCUCGGCCUAGCUACUGCAUUGAAGACAACACCCCGUCGCUUGUUCGAGCCCUUUUGGAGAAACCUGGCGUACUUUGCUGUCAAGGACAUGGUAUCUCGGCCGCAGAUGACCCGUGCUAUCGCCGAUCUGCUACAGAUUUCUGUUACAGACUUCCUUCUGCUCAUUCAGACCCAUGCUAUGCCGUGGCUGGUCUUGAUGAAGAAGAAAGAUGUUAUCCAGAAGAUUGCCGAAGCAAGGGGCGAAAAGGACGUUUGGGUCCCUAUUCUGGACACUGUCAAUGCUGGCCCCAUUCUCGCGCUGCUGCUCGUGCAAGAUGUGCACAAUAUUGAGCAAUUUGUCAUGUCAAGACUCAUCGAAGUGGCUUCUCAUCUAGAGUCCUUCAGCUUGGUUGAGCUGAUGCAAGCAGAGGUUGUCACUAUCGUUCUUGAGCUGUUGAAGGCAGUGGGCGAGGCGGACGAAACCCGCAAACCCAGGAUUAUCGAGGCACUUACCUCGUUUUGCUCCAUGAUGAUGGUUGCAAACAAGGAGUCGAGGCCGAAGAAAGGAAACACUAUCGGAAGGUUUCUUGAGUCUUACAUUCUGGGCCUCAUGGCCCGACUUGCGGACGUCAUCAACGAUAUGCCCCUUGUGUCGCCCCCGGUCGAGGAACAGAGGCGAUGCGUGCGAGCCAUGGAGGAGAUGAUCAGGCUUUGCAAAACCUACGUGCGCAUUGCGCGACCUCAGAUAUCUGCGUGCUUACUGUCAGCCUUGGACCAAGACGAUCUGAGAGAAGUUGCGUUCUCUUGCUGGGCGGCUCUUCUCACAUAUCUCGAUUCAGAAGACGUCGAGGUGCUGCUCGAAACGACUUUCUUUGUCAUCGGUCACUACUGGCCAUUGUUCAAUGAUAGCUCUCGACGCAUGGCCAAAAACCUGAUCACAACACUCAUGACGGACUUCGACACGGUUCUCCAUGAAAACAUCAGCAAACUACCUUCCUUGGCUCAUGUGCCGGAGCUGGCGGAUAUCGAAGCACAGCUCAGCGCGAUUCGACCUCCGCUCGACAGCAGCAAAGCGUUUGCCCUCUUCGCGGAGCGCAUAUCCCACGAGAACUCUGGUGUGGUUUUGCAGGCUCUGGCCGAACUAGAGACCUACCUCAAGCAAAGCGGAGGCUUCCUCCAGACUUCGACAAUCAGCCAGCAACCAGAUCCAGUUGUCUCUACCGUGCUUCGGGCUUUGCUCGAUUGCGCUUCGAAAUAUAGUUCCUCGCAGCUUGAAAUCGCCAGUCUCUGCACGCAAUGCAUCGGCCUGGUGGGCUGCCUGGACUCUAACAGGGUUGAAGCGCCGCGGGAGCAAAAGUCGAUGGUGAUUCUGAGCAACUUUGAAAACUCGGAAGAAACGACCGAUUUCGUGCUAUUCACGCUGGAAAAUAUCCUGGUCAAGGCGUUUCUGUCCACGACAGACACCAAGCUCCAGGGUUUCCUAGCGUUCGCCAUGCAAGAACUGCUCAGCAGAGUGGAUAUCAAAGCGGCGUGCGCAAUGAAGAACACCGGCCAGAGGGACGGCGGCAGCAUCUACAGAAAGUGGUUGGCGUUGCCGGAGAGCGUCCGCAUGAUCCUAACACCGUUUCUCACUUCCAAGUACAUCUUGAUGACCAUGACCAUGGCGACAAUCGAGUAUCCGAUCUUCCGGCCAGGCAAGCCCUAUGGCAACUGGAUGCGCUCCUUCAACAUGGAUCUCCUGCGCAAGGGACAGAACGCGUAUGCGGACCUCAUCUUCGAGCCGCUGUGCCGCACCAUCCGAGUCAAGGAUCUCGCAGUGGCGGAAUUCCUGAUGCCGUACCUCGUUCUGCAUGUCAUCAUAGGCCACCGGAGCUCCCGCAAGGAGCGUGACAAUGUCAUAGGUGAGCUGGUUGGGAUUCUCCAGCACCAACCCGCAGAAGAUGCGCCGUAUAGCGAACGAGAGGACAUGAAGCUGUAUUGCGAAGCUGUCUUCCGAGUUCUCGACUAUGCCAGCAGGUGGCUCCAAGAAAAGAUUGCCAAACGCAAGAACGACAAUGACGCCCCGGCCAUUGCGCGUGUCGAGGAUCUGCUAAGCACGAUCCCGCCAGUGCUCAUAUCCCAACGUGCGAUGGAUUGCAAAGAAUAUCCCCGCGCGCUCUUUCACCUUGAACAGCAUGCCCAACAGCUGGAGGUUGAGAAGAGCGAUCCGAGGCAGAAGACGUUUCUUCUCGAGCAACUGCAGGACAUUUACACGCAGAUUGACGAACCCGACGGGCUGGAGGGCAUCUCGGCCCACCUCCACGUCCUGGACAUCAACCAGCAAAUCCUCAGCCACAAGAAAGCGGGCAGGUACACAGCCGCCCAGACGUGGUACGAAAUCAAGCUGGCAGAAGAGCCCGACAACAUUGAUGUGCAAGUGGACCUGCUCAACUGCUUAAAACAGUCUGGUCAACACGACGUGCUGCUCAACUACGUCGAAGGUAUGAAGACGGAUCCUUCAACAGAGAACAAGAUUGUUCCCUACGCCGUCGAGGCAGCUUGGGCCACGCGGAGAUGGGACUCGUUGUCCAAGUACACCAGUCGGUUCCACGGCAGCCCUCUGGAAGACUUCAACGUCAGCGUCGCGAAGCUGUUCAACACGUUGCAGCAAAGGGGCGCCUCCAGCGACACGUUUCCCCAAUUGCUGCAAAGCAUGAGAGCGAAGAUUGCCUCCGCCAUGACUCACUCAGCUACCUCGUCAUUGCAGGCCUGUCAUGACUUGAGACUCAGAUGCCAUGUGCUCACCGACCUGGAAAUCAUUGCCGGGGCUCCACCCUCGGAAGGAGAAGCACACCAAGAAGUGCUGACAAUGCUGAAUCGCCGCCUCGAGGUUCUCGGUGCGUAUGUCAGCGACAAGCAGUAUUUGCUGGGCAUUCGCAGAGCAGCCAUGGAGCUUUCACGUCCCAAGUUCUCUGACCUGGACAUCUCGUCCCUAUGGCUUUCGAGCGCUCGCCUGGCCAGGAAGGCCAACUCUACCCACCAGUCAUUCAACGCGGUGCUCCAUGCCUCCCAACUGGGCGAUGGUGCCGCCGUUAUCGAGAAUGCCCGGCUGUUAUGGAAAGACGGCCAUACCCGCAAGGCCAUCCAGGUUCUGCAGGGUGCUAUCGAGUCCAACAACUUCAUGACGCAGACCAACAGUUCCUCCUCCAUCCGCGGGAUGGAUGCCCAACAGAGACAGCUGACGGCCAGGGCGCAGUUGAUGCUGGCCAAGUGGCUGGAUGCCGCCGGACAGACGAACCACGCCACUCUGCGCGAAAAGUACCAGCAACCGCCGAAGACGGCGGCGAGCUGGGAAAAGGGACACUACUAUCUGGGGCGGUACUACAAAAAGGUGCUGGAGUCGGAAAAGACGCUGAAGCCGGACGAGCAAAGCGACCCCUGCAUCCAGGGCGAGUACACCAGGCUCAUCAUUGAAAACUACCUCCGGUCGCUGAACUACGGCACCAAAUACCUCUACCAGACGUUGCCGAGAAUCCUCACGCUGUGGCUCGAGUUUGGAGCCCAGGUCGACAAGGCCCCCGAAGGCAAGAUUUCGCUGUCCCGCGAACUCCAUAGGAGGCGAACGGAGCAGCUGAACCUCCUCCACCAGUUCCUUGACAAGUACAUCAUCCGGCUUCCGGCGUACAUCUUUUACACGGCGCUCCCGCAGAUCGUGGCGAGAAUAGCGCACCACAACGCCAGCGUGUACGAGAGGCUGGUGCACAUCGUCGUCAAGGUUGUGGAGUCCCACCCUCGGCAGGCUCUCUGGAGUCUGUUUGGCAUCAUGACAACGAGGCAAGCGUCAGAGCGCAAGGCGCGGGGCCAGCAGAUCCUGCAGACGCUCAGGGGAGCGACCCGGAAGGUAGACGGGGGUAGCUUCGAUCUCAGAACGCUCCUGAGGAUGGGCGAGAAGCUUGCUGAGCAGUUGUUGCUGGCGUGCAACAACGGGGAUUUCCAGAGCAACAGGACGACGGUGGCGAGCAUCACGCGGGACCUGAACUUCAACCACAAAUGCACGCCAUGCCCGCUGGUGGUGCCGAUCGAGUCGUGCCUGACGGCCGCGUUGCCGACGUUGACGGACAAUGUCAAGAAGCACAAGGCAUUCGCACGCGACGUCAUCACGAUCGACUCGUUCCUGGACGAAGUACUGGUGCUCGGGUCGCUGGCCAAGCCGCGACGACUGACGGCGCGCGGAACGGACGGCAAGAACUACAUGCUCAUGAUCAAGCCGAAGGACGACCUGCGCACCGACCAGCGGCUGAUGGAGUUUAACAGCAUGAUCAACAGGUCGUUGAAGCGGGACCCCGAGGCCAGCAGGCGUCAGCUGUACAUCAGGACAUACGCGGUGGUGCCGCUGAACGAAGAGUGCGGCAUCAUCGAGUGGGUGGACGGGCUCAAGACGCUGCGCGAGAUCCUUCUGGACCAGUAUAAGACGCGCUCGGUGCACCCGGAUUACAACCAGAUCAAGCGGAUGAUGACGGAGGCUGUGACGGGGCCGAACAACAUCAAGAUGUUCACCGAGGGGGUGCUGGGGACGUUCCCGCCGGUGCUACAGCACUGGUUCGUGCAGCGGUUUCCGCACCCUUCGACGUGGUUCUCGGCCCGGCUCAAGUACACGCGGUCCUGCGCGGUCAUGUCGAUGGUGGGCACGAUCCUGGGGCUGGGCGACCGGCACGGGGAGAACGUGCUCUUAGAGCGCGACAACGGCGGCAUCUUCCACGUAGACUUCAACUGCCUCUUUGACAAGGGCCUGACGUUUGCGCAACCGGAGAAGGUGCCGUUCCGGCUGACGCACAAUAUGGUGGCGGCGAUGGGGAUCUACGGGUACGAAGGGCCGUUCCGGCACUGCAGCGAGCUGACGCUGGGGAUCCUCCGGCAACAGGAGGAGACGCUGAUGACGAUCCUCGAGGCUUUCAUCUACGACCCGACGCUGGACUUACAAAAGGAGAAGAAGACAAGCCGGCGGCAGGACGGGGCGCCGCGGAUGCAGCCGCAGCUCGUGGUGGACAGCAUCAAGCGCAAGGUCAAGGGGUUGAUGGGGCACGACACGAUCCCGCUCGGUGUAGAGGGGCAGGUGGAGGAGCUGAUCAAGCAGGCCGUGGACCCGAGGAACCUCGCGGCCAUGUACAUUGGGUGGUGUCCGUUCUUGUAA
This is a messenger RNA of Colletotrichum higginsianum IMI 349063, 5739 nucleotides long. RefSeq names its product Phosphatidylinositol 3. The transcript has 9 exons. Gene Ontology annotation, molecular function: protein binding; protein serine/threonine kinase activity. The record is from RefSeq and is a predicted model, not a curated record. Gene Ontology annotation, cellular component: nucleus. Bases 1 to 5739 code for a protein of 1912 amino acids. Gene Ontology annotation, biological process: telomere maintenance; DNA damage checkpoint signaling; protein phosphorylation. NCBI's taxonomy places the organism in Eukaryota, Fungi, Ascomycota, Sordariomycetes, Glomerellales, Glomerellaceae.